Molecule: messenger RNA, 1139 nt
Organism: Pichia membranifaciens NRRL Y-2026
Lineage: Eukaryota; Fungi; Ascomycota; Pichiomycetes; Pichiales; Pichiaceae
Exons: 1
Coding region: 70-951 (293 amino acids)
Biological process (GO): nuclear-transcribed mRNA poly(A) tail shortening; regulation of DNA-templated transcription
Cellular component (GO): CCR4-NOT core complex; P-body
Source: RefSeq, a predicted model, not a curated record
UGGAGCAAGGGGCUCCCUGCUUUUGUUAUAUUGCAAACCUACUCUAUAUCAAAUAGACCACAACUAAAUAUGGAACUUCCCACUACAGAAAGGUCUGGUUCGCAACAAGGCAAGCUUGCCAAAGGCCAAACACGAUCCGAGCUCACGCCCGAACAAAUACAACAACAAAACAUACUAAGGCUAAAUGGGUUUAGUUCUUCAACUAUACUAAAGAACGCUAGUGUCAACAAUAGUGCUACAGGAAGUCCGAUAUUGAGCGGUGCUGGCUAUUCUGAUAUCGGACUAGCCUCAGCAUCUCGUAUAGUUCCCAAUGGUAACAACGGAUUCAAUGCAGAGCCAAACGAAAGGAGCACUGACGGCAUCAACAAUGGAGACAUACCACUGAAUAGUAUAAGCAACCCGGAUGAAGAAAUAGAUGAUGAUGCACUGGAGGAUAUGGAUAAGUUUGGACUUAAGGGAUUGAUAUCACUUUUGAGGCAUGAAGAUAACGAUCAAAACAAUAUAGCCAAAGGUAUAGAUUUGAACAUGCUUGGAUUGAACUUAUCCUUGGAUAACAAGUCGCAUAUUCUUUCAAAGACAUUAUCAUCCCCAUGGUUGGAAACAAGCAGGUCUGAAGUUGAGCCAUUGUUUACCAAGCCCGACAGUUUCACAAUCAAACCAAACGACCUAUUGCCAAUAGAAGACCGUAUAUCUUCUUUUAAUGAUUUGACUCUUUUCUUUAUCUUUUAUACAAAACCACGGGAUAUCUUACAAGAGCUAUCUGCUAGGGAGCUAAAUAGAAGAAACUGGAGGUAUCACAAGGAACUGCAAGUGUGGCUCACAAAAGACACAAAUAGCGAACCAAAGGCUGCCGGCAUAGGUGCUGAAGAAGGUACAUACAUAUUCUUUGAUCCAGUUUCUUGGGAGUUUGUUACCAAGACUUUAGUUUUGUAUUAUAAUUCAAUCAUUUGAUUCAACUACGUAUAAUUGUAUAAUUCUUAUCCUAUAGAUAGUAGUUGACAGAACCGACUAAUCCAACGAGCAGAUCUCUGUAGCAGAAAGACCGUUGAGUAGUCACGCUGCAACUUUGGUAGAAUUAUAGCACAGGGCACAAGUAGGUGGUUGUCGAAGAUUUACGAACAAAGGGUAUUUUUCCGUGA